Messenger RNA from Xiphophorus couchianus (Monterrey platyfish), 3381 nucleotides. RefSeq names its product collapsin response mediator protein 1 (gene crmp1). The transcript is spliced from 14 exons. Gene Ontology annotation, cellular component: cytoplasm; cytosol. NCBI's taxonomy places the organism in Eukaryota, Metazoa, Chordata, Actinopteri, Cyprinodontiformes, Poeciliidae. Bases 575 to 2302 code for a protein of 575 amino acids. Gene Ontology annotation, molecular function: hydrolase activity, acting on carbon-nitrogen (but not peptide) bonds, in cyclic amides. The record is from RefSeq and is a predicted model, not a curated record.
GAGCGUCACCAGACCCAAAGGUUCCCUAAAUACCCCAUUGAUUUGAGGAAAAAGGAGUAAGUCAGUUGAUAUUCAUCUGAUUAUCAAAUGAUUUGCCAUGCAAAAUACAUUUUGUCUUGGAAUCAAUAACCUAUCAUUGGCUCACUAGGUGUCAGUAAAAUGCAGAAUGUAAAGAGCUUAAGUAUAACUAUAAGAAACUUGAGAGAGUGUGGCGGACUAUACAAGUGGGCCCCCGAAAUGAAACGCUGCCCAGAGCCUCUUUCAGCCUUGGUCAGGCUCUGCUGUCAGGUGAGUUGUUGCGUGUAACUCCCGUUGCCCGCACGCGCAAAGCCACGCUCGAUCUCGUCACUCGAUCUGUCACUCACGUGCGCAACGCAAGCAGACGCAGUCGGACGGUGGUGGCUUCACGGCUCUCCGUCUCUGCGUCCACCGAAACAAUUAAGUCUAAACUAAGUCACAGUGAAAGAAAGUCAAAGGGGGCGCAUCCAUCCAGGACAUAUCCGGGGCUUCUGGACGCUGCCCGAUCCGCUUCUGAGUUGGGCCGCCUGAGGGGGGCAGAGGAGACGGAGGGAGCAUGUCUGAGAGCAGCUAUCUGGGGAAUAACUGCAUCCCCCAUCAGACGGGUGAAAAGUUACUGAUCAAAGGGGGUAGGGUUGUUAAUGAUGACCAGUCUUUCUACGCAGACGUUUACGUUGAGGAUGGGAUCAUUCAGCAGGUGGGGGAGAACCUGGCUGUUCCAGGUGGCGUCAAGGUGAUAGAAGCCAAUGGUCGUAUGAUAAUACCAGGGGGAAUAGACGUCAACACAUGCCUGAUGAAGUCCUAUCUUGGCACGCAGCCUGUUGAUGAUUUCCUUCAGGGGACCAAAGCUGCACUUGCUGGCGGCACCACCAUGAUCAUGGAUCACGUGACCCCUCAGCCCGGUGACAGUCUGCUGGAGGCGUUUGAGCACUGGCAGGAGGCUGCAGAUAAAAAGGCUUGCUGUGACUACUCUCUGCACGUCGACAUCCCCCAGUGGAACGAGAAUGUUAAGGAUGAGCUGGAACUGCUAGUGCAGGACAAAGGCAUCAACUCCUUCCAGUUGUACAUGGCUUAUAAAGAUUUGUACCAGAUGACAGAUUCUCAGUUGUAUGAGGCUUUCUCCUUCCUAAAGCAGCUGGGCGCUGUGGUGUUGGUUCAUGCUGAAAACGGAGACCUGAUUGCACAGGAACAGAGAAAAAUCUUGGAGAUGGGAAUUACUGGCCCUGAAGGCCAUCCUCUGAGUCGACCUGAAGAGCUGGAAGCUGAAGCAGUGUUUCGUGCCAUUACUCUUGGAAACCGUGUGAAUUGUCCCGUCUACAUCACCAAAGUGAUGAGCAAGAGUGCAGCCGACACCAUCACUCAAGCCCGGAGGAAAGGUUCUGUAGUUUUUGGGGAGCCGAUCACAGCAAGCUUGGCAACCGAUGGCUCUCAUUAUUGGAGCAAGAAUUGGGCCAAGGCAGCUGCUUAUGUGACAUCUCCGCCACUGAGUCCUGAUCCCACGACUCCAGACCACCUUCACACACUACUGGCCUGUGGGGACCUUCAGGUGGUGGGGAGCGCUCACUGUGCGUACAGCACUUCCCAGAAAGCAAUUGGCAAAGAAGACUUCACCCUGAUCCCAGAGGGGACCAACGGAGUCGAGGAGAGAAUGGGUUUUGUCUGGGAUAAGGCUGUGGCCAUGGGAAAAAUGGAUGAAAACCAGUUUGUUGCAGUCACGUCAACCAAUGCGGCAAAAAUCUUCAAUCUGUACCCACGUAAGGGACGCAUAGCCGCAGGCUCUGAUGCUGAUAUCGUCAUAUGGGACCCUGACAGUGUGAAAACCAUCACAGCCAAACUGCAGCAAUCAGCUGCAGAAUACAACAUCUUUGAGGGUCUGGAGUGCCGUGGUGGCCCAGCACUGGUGAUGAGUCAAGGUCGGAUAGUUUACGAAGGGGGCAAACUACAGGCUCAGCAGGGCACCGGCCGGUUUCUGCCACGCAAGCCCUUCCCUGACUAUGCUUACCAGCGGGUCAAGUGUAGGAAUCAGGUAAAGAGCAAAGAGGGUGUCACCCGAGGGAUAUAUGAUGGCCCUGUGUACGAUGUUGCUCCUACACCCAAAUACAUCACCCCCUCUCCGUCUGCCAAGACUUCACCCACCUCUCACCAACCACCACCGAUACGCAACCUUCACCAAUCCAACUUCAGCCUUUCAGGUGCUCAGAUUGACGACAACAUCCCUCGUAGGUCUGGCCACCGCAUAGUAGCACCCCCUGGUGGUCGCUCCAAUAUCACCAGCCUUGGCUAAAGGCUUGGCUCUACAUAAGCCACUGCUGGUUUGGGAUUUCACCUUUUGAGAGUGCGUGAGUGUAAAAGUAUGACUGCCACAAAAUAUUACCUUUUUGUCCACUCCAUAAUUGUUGUUUUUACAGCUUUGCACUAAAUUUAAGAGUGUAUGAUUCACAAUCAGGCACCCUAUUUAAAAUCCUUUUUCACGAGAAACUUAACACUAGUAACACUAGUCAUGAUAUCGUUUUGCUUGUCCUUUUAAGCACGACUUUCUCUUUAUACUUCCUUACUGUCCACAUCUUAAUUGGCAAGUCUGCUCUGACAUGGUGCUACUUUUCCACCACCAGGUGGACUGCAGAAGAUCUAACUUAUUUUGUAUUUUAUCUGUUCUUAGUUUGAACACAUUUAGAUAACUUAUUUUAGUUUAACUAAAACAAAAAAUCAGUUUUACAUAGGUUGUUGCAUGGACAAAUCUUUAAAUGUUGCACUACUUGUUAAUUGUGGCAACACAUUACACAUGAAACUGCACUAGAAGCACAUUUGUAUUCAACAGCACAAACAUAUUUGUAUACUGGAAAAUGUAGAUGCUUUAAUGAUGUAAUCACAUUCACUGUGGCUGCUUCCAGAUCCAAAACAUAGGCUUCACUGGGAAGCUCUUGCAACUGCAAUAAAAACAAAGUGAGCGUCCUCCACCAGAUACGCUAUGCAAAUGUGUUAAUGUUCUCCAAUAAAAGGUAAAGUAGCUCAGUGGCUGAAUGAAAGCUACUGUAGAGUUCAGCUCUAGACUCGUGUACCAACAUAACAGGCUUCCUCAGCAAAUACUUGAUGUUGUUUGUGAGUUUCCUGCCAAUCACUGUUGCCAGGAAUGGAUCAUUGUUAUAAUAAACCCUGAGCUCAAAGCUGUAAAAAGGGCUUCAGAAACCUUCCUUGCUCUUUCAAUCAAUUUUUGUGAUCUGUUUAUACUUCUUUUUAUUAAUUCUAGGUGUUUUUUUUUGUUUUGUUACAUUCAGUGUUUUGGAUGUGCUCCAUUUUUCUUGUUGUGCUCCAAUGUAUCUGUGUCACUUAUUAUAAAUAAAGACUGCGCUGUUGUCAAAACCA